CCGGCGCUGCGGGGCGGCCCUCGGGCCUAGAAGACCGUCGCGGAUGGAGCGGCUGCGGGUGCAGGCGGAGGGCGCGGCGGCGGUGGACGAGUACGUGGAGUACCGGAGAAUUGUAGGUGAUGACGACGGAGGAAAACUUUUUACCCCAGAGCAAUAUGAAGAAUACAAAAGAAAAAUGUUACCAAUACGAUUACAGAACAGAUUGUACGUGAGCUGGAGAUCACCAACUGGGAUGGACUGUAAACUUGUGGGCCCGGAGACACAGUGUUUUUGUACCCAUAGGUAUAAACAACACAAAACAGAUUAUGAAGAGAUUCCAAAAGAUCGUCCUAUUUGUGUACCCUGUCGAGUGAGCCGUUGCCCGUGCAAAUCCUAUCACUAUGUCCCUCUAAAUGGCACUCAGCCCAUUCGUUGUAGAUGCAAGCACUUUGCUGAUCAGCACAGUGCAGCACCUGGAUUUUCCUGUAACUCCUGUUCCAAAUGUUCAGGAUUUCACAGCUGCUUUACCUGUGGGUGUGGUCAGCCAACAUAUGCGCAUGAAACGGUUGUGGAAACCAAACAAGAGAGCUUAGCCCAGGGAAAACCUGUGGGACAGGAUGUUCCUUAUGCUGCAAUGGGAGGAUUAACUGGCUUUAGUUCACUGGCCGAAGGCUAUAUGAGACUUGAUGACAGUGGAGUAGGGGCACCCUCUGCUGAAUUUCUAGAGUCACCUAGUAGUAGCAUGGACCAUCCAUUUCUAAAAGCAUUCCAAGGCCCCUCCAGUUCUGCACAAGCCAGCUCACAAUUAACAGGUGGUUCUAGUGCAGCAAAGCAAGUUUCUAAUUUAAGGAGUUCUGAAGAAGAUGACAUGGCUUACUUUGAAAAACAGUACCAGGAACGGCUGAAAAAGGAGAAGGCUGCUAAACAGAAAGUUAAAGGCCUGCUGCUAUCAAAGAAUCCAUGAAGAUUAAUGAAACAAAGGAGUUUUUGUAAUAGAGAAUUAUCAUUAUAUUUAAGGGUAUUUUCAUAGUAUUUAUUGCACACACAUAUUUUCUAGUUUCUCAGUAUUAACACUGCUAUAUUAAAGUAUUGAUGAAAUUCAUUUAAAAAUACUUGGUGAUUCUGGUUCUUUGAAAUAAAAUUAUUACUUUUUAUUAAAGCAGCUUGACAUACUAUCUAAGCUCUCAAAUAUUGCUGCAUGGAUCUCACCUUUGUUGUAGAAGAUGUGUCAUAUGUAGUGGAAAAUGAUGGUUUUUAGAGACUUCUAGAAUUUUUCAUUUAGGCUUUGAUCUAGCAAACACAUGUUUAAGUGCUUUGCUGAAUCAGAGCCUUAGGACAGCAGGAAAAAUAUACAUUAUACACCACAUCAUAUCCUCAGACUUCCAUUAUGUACCUGCUUCUUUAUAUGUGGAUUUAGAGUUCUUGUUCCUAACUUCCUACUCACUGGGGUUGUAGUACGCAUAAGGAUGACACGCAAAUUCGCGAAGCGUUCCAUAGUUUUAGGACACCGUCAAUGCCACACUGAGUAACUGAGACCGCAGACCAGGGAAAUAACCCACUUCCUUCCCUGACAAACCAAGGGACACACCCCCACUCAUGUACUUAUCCGCUACACCGAUACUGACUUGGACUCCUUAUUCAUUCCAUGGGUGGUGUACCCAAGCCCACUUAUCCACUGACACUUUAAAAAUCCUUGCACCCCAGUCUGGAUCUGUGCAGGUCGUGCAAUAUGUAUGUAUCUUUUCAUCCUUGCAAACGAUAUUUGUAACCCCCCAUAACCAAAGCCUGACCCCAGAUGUACAGUACCUUCCCUCUUAACUCGUGUAUAUUUCAUUUUAAACAUUCACUUUAAUAAAAUGUUUAACAUUGGA
Gopherus flavomarginatus (Mexican gopher tortoise) is the source of this 1850-nucleotide messenger RNA. RefSeq names its product family with sequence similarity 221 member A (gene FAM221A). The record is from RefSeq and is a predicted model, not a curated record. The transcript is spliced from 7 exons. The coding region runs from base 44 to 943 and encodes 299 amino acids. NCBI's taxonomy places the organism in Eukaryota, Metazoa, Chordata, Testudines, Testudinidae.